CUUAAUAUGAGGCAGCGCUAUUGGCUCGAAUUGGUCAAGGAUUAUGAUUGUUCUAUCCAGUACCAUCCGGGGAAGGCGAACGUCGUCGCAGAUGCCCUAAGCCGAAAGGUGACGGGAGACUUGACGUACGUCAUUACGCAGCAGAGUUCAUUGAUCCAUGA
Striga hermonthica is the source of this 161-nucleotide messenger RNA. The record is from the annotation of a GenBank genome assembly. Lineage: Eukaryota; Viridiplantae; Streptophyta; Magnoliopsida; Lamiales; Orobanchaceae.